UCAGUCACAGGAUGCAGAAUUUGCUCCGGUUCGGAGACGGCGCAGGACGGCAGGCUUAGCUCAAGGGAGAAGCGUUCACCCCAGAGAGUCAACAUCCAAUGUGCGCGUGUGUGAGUGUUGUGUGUACCGGCGUCGUGUACUCUACCCCAGAUCCCAUUCGUCCAGUCGUUCGAACACUCCCUCCCCUUUGUGCGUGGGAUGGAUGACCAAACUCCGCAAAGUUCCCAAUCCCCCAGACUUUACCCCAGACGCACCGAUACGCCACUUGUCAGUUCCUUUACCAGCUCGGGGACUGGAGCGUGAGCUCUGACACAUCCAUAUAACAACGGCAACCCCUGGACAGUCGAGUUCUGAUUUCCGUCUCCCCCCCUUAAGAUUUCUUCUUCAACCCCCAGCUUUUGCCUUGGAGUUCAGAGUUCAGAGUUCAGACCGUUACAACACGCACCGAAUCGGGUCAAACCUUGACGAACUCAGAUAGACAACCUCGACGACAUCAAACCAUCAUGGCUCUCCUCGCACUCGUCGAGGACCGCCCGACGCCCAAGGCGGUGUACAACUGGCGCGUCUACUUCUGCGCAAUCAUCGCGUCCUUUGCCAGUUGCACCAUUGGCUACGACUCUGCCUUCAUCGGAACCACGCUGGCUUUGGAAUCCUUCACUACCGAAUUCCAGUUCGAGACCUACAGCAAGGAUGGCUUGGCUCUCCUCAAGUCCAACAUCGUCUCCGUCUACCAGGCCGGCGCCUUCUUCGGAAGUCUGUUCGCCUAUGUCAGCAGUUACUUCCUCGGCCGCAAGAAGAGUUUGAUGGUUUUCACCCUCGUCUUCCUUCUGGGCGCCGGUAUGAUGCUUGGUGCCAACCGCGAGCGUGGCCUCGGCCUCAUCCUCGGUGGCAGAGUCCUCGCGGGCAUCGGUGUGGGUGGCUGCUCCAACAUGACCCCCAUCUACAUCUCCGAGCUUUCGCCCCCGGCCGUUCGUGGACGUCUCGUCGGAAUCUACGAGCUGGGCUGGCAGAUUGGCGGUCUCGUCGGCUUCUGGAUCAACUACGGAGUCGACUCUACCAUGGAGCCCAGUCACUCUCAGUGGCUGAUUCCCUUCGCCGUCCAGCUGAUCCCCGCCGGCCUUCUGUUGAUCGGAGCCCUCUUCAUUCCCGAGUCCCCCCGUUGGCUCUUCUCCAAGGACAGGAGAGAGGAGGGACUGAAGGCACUUUGCUGGAUGAGAAAUCUGUCUCCUGAUGACAAGUACAUUGUUGAGGAGAUGAGCUACGUUGACGCCGAGCUCGAGCGAUACCGCACCGAAGUCGGUGCUGGUUUCUGGAAGCCUUUCGCAUCGCUCAAGGACCGCAAGGUCCAGUGGCGCUUCUUCCUUGGUGGCAUGCUCUUCUUGUGGCAAAACGGCUCUGGUAUCAACGCCAUCAACUACUACAGCCCGACCGUCUUCAGGAGCAUCGGCAUCACCGGCACCAACACCAGCUUCCUCACAACAGGCAUCUUUGGCGUUGUCAAGACUGUUGUCACGUUUGUCUGGCUGCUCUGGCUUAUCGACCACCUUGGCCGCCGCAACCUCCUCAUGAUCGGCGCCAUUGGCGGUUCCCUUUGCAUGUGGUACAUUGGCGGUUACCUCGCCCUUAACCCGGCCUCUGGCAACACUGGCGGUCUUUCCGGCGGCGGUAUCUCUGCCAUGGUUUUCUUCUACCUCUGGACAGUGUUCUACACUCCCUCAUGGAACGGUACCCCUUGGGUAAUCAAUUCCGAGAUGUUCGACCAGAACACCAGAUCGCUCGGCCAAGCAAGUGCGGCUGCCAACAAUUGGUUCUGGAACUUCAUCAUCUCUCGUUUCACCCCGCAGAUGUUCAACGCCUGGGACUACGGAGUCUACUUCUUCUUCGCAUCCCUCAUGAUUUGUUCGGCCAUCUUCAUCUUCUUCCUCGUGCCUGAGACGAAGUCCGUGCCUUUGGAGACGAUGGACCGUCUGUUCGAGAUAAAGCCUGUGUGGAGAGCAAACAAGACCAUCAUGGCGGAGCUGGCAGAAGAGCAGAGCUUCAGGUUCUCUGAUGAUGGGCUCGGCGAGAAGUCUGAUGACGCGGAAAUCAACCAGGUAGAGAGGAAGGAGAGCGCUUAACGAACGGGUUCACGGUUUACUAAUACGAAUUGAAGGACGUUUGAAUGGGUAGAGAGAGCAAUUAGGUGUACAUUCCAAGAUUCCAAUCUUAAGGAAUUCACAUGCUUCAAUCCCGAACCGAUUCAUCGAGUGAUAAAAGAAACCGCCUUAUCACAACCCGAGAAAAGAGAUGAUUAAGUACAAGCACAAGCACAAGCACAAGCCGGGCUGUAUAAAGCAGUGUGGAGAAAGAUACCAAAAGAGAAGAGUGAAGACAGAGAGAUGACCAGAGCGAGGGUGUCAGCCGAGGGUCAGCGGAGGUGCUGCAUGGUCACAAUAGUUAGCACCAAGCGAUGUACAAAGUACCUGGUGAUUGUUGGGAGUAUCCCACGCCAGAACAUGAGCCCGCCCCGGGGGCCCCUUGACAACACCCAGGUAGGCGUCAAGGGUUCUGAUCCUGUGGAGUGAAGACAAGUUUGUGUCGAGGCAGUAGACUUAGAAAAUCACAUAAUGUUAAGUCAAGCCAGGCCAAGCCAGCUUGUG
This is a messenger RNA of Colletotrichum destructivum, 2639 nucleotides long. Its product is annotated as Putative major facilitator, sugar transporter, major facilitator superfamily. Lineage: Eukaryota; Fungi; Ascomycota; Sordariomycetes; Glomerellales; Glomerellaceae. The transcript has 6 exons. The record is from RefSeq and is a predicted model, not a curated record. The coding region runs from base 504 to 2117 and encodes 537 amino acids. Gene Ontology annotation, molecular function: carbohydrate:proton symporter activity. Gene Ontology annotation, biological process: transmembrane transport; carbohydrate transport. Gene Ontology annotation, cellular component: membrane.